Molecule: messenger RNA, 1104 nt
Organism: Colletotrichum spaethianum
Lineage: Eukaryota; Fungi; Ascomycota; Sordariomycetes; Glomerellales; Glomerellaceae
Exons: 4
Coding region: 1-1104 (367 amino acids)
Biological process (GO): cell surface receptor signaling pathway; G protein-coupled receptor signaling pathway
Cellular component (GO): membrane
Molecular function (GO): G protein-coupled receptor activity
Source: RefSeq, a predicted model, not a curated record
AUGAAUCUUGGUUUCGUUGUUCCUCUGGCCGACCAGCCGGAACAAUGCUACAACGCAAUCACGCCGCACAGCAUGAAGUCCAGCAAGGUCUGCGGCGCUUCUGGCGCUUUCCUCUUGCUUGGAGGUUGGGCUGGUGUCAUGUGGGUCUUCCUGCGAUCGUUGUCCCUACAUCUCCAGAUCUGCUGGCAAGUCGUCGUGGGUCGAAACUUCAUGAUCUUUGCACAAGCCACGGGCUGGGGCAUUCCCCUCAUUGGCAUCGUCGUUGCGCUCGUCUUCAGCGGCGUCUCGUUCCGCUUCGGUGCCACCUGCCAUAUCAAUCAUAAGAACAGUCUCGCAGACUUCUGGAUUCCUCUUUUGGUCUUUGCUGGCCUCACAGUCAUCAUCCAGUUCGCCACCUUUGGAUACUGCAUCAAGGUUUACCUUGCCUCGUUGGCCGACAACAGUGCAUCGACUGAAGGAUCAAGCCUCCCCACAUACACCAACAGCAUUCAGACCAUGAGCCCCCGCCAGGCGUAUCGACGAGUACGACGCGUCAUCCAACUCCAGUGGAGAGGCAUCGCCAUUGUCCUGAUUAUUAUCGCCGACGUCGUCUUCUUCUCUGUCGUGUUUGUCUUUCAGGACAACACGGUCCAGGCAGUACACGACGACCAGAGCAAGGCUCAGGAUUGGGUUUUAUGCCUCAUCGGCGCCAAGGGCGAUCGAACCAAAUGCUAUGACCAGGCCAAGUCACUGGUUGUCAACGAGGCAACCAUCACGGCCGUCUUGAUUCUUCUUGCGAUGAACGGAAUCUGGCUGCUGUUCCUACUAGGCCGCUGGGCUAUGGUCCUCGGAUGGGUAGACCUAUUCUCCUCCUGCCGAGGCAGAAACAAGGAGUUCGUGUCGGUGGAUGCCCGAUACGAUGUGAAGAAAGAUACCCCGGACGAAGAACCCCGAUUACUUUGGGCAAACGGCUCGCUACCAGCCGCCGAUGCGGUCUUUUUCGAGCCCUCGGCCGCCGCAAACACCGCCGACCUGGGACGCACGGGCAACCUACGCCCGGCCCGAGUCACGAGCCCGAGGGACGGGUUCGAAGACAUGAACCCACUUGGGAUGAACAGGAUAUAA